This is a messenger RNA of Ilyonectria robusta, 969 nucleotides long. RefSeq lists its product as uncharacterized. Gene Ontology annotation, molecular function: 4-hydroxy-tetrahydrodipicolinate synthase activity. NCBI's taxonomy places the organism in Eukaryota, Fungi, Ascomycota, Sordariomycetes, Hypocreales, Nectriaceae. The transcript has a single exon. The record is from RefSeq and is a predicted model, not a curated record. Bases 1 to 969 code for a protein of 322 amino acids.
AUGCCAGCUACACUCCUCACUUCACCCAUGAUGGGUGCUCCCAAGGCGGAGCAAUUGCGACUCGGCGACGGCGUCUACGUCCCUACUCUGGCAUUCUUCAACGCCGAUGACGAGGUUGACUCGGCGGCUCUCGAGCAGCACAUCAUCAAGCUCCUCAACUCCUCAGUCGCAGGCAUCGUCGUCCACGGCUCCAACGGCGAGUGUGCCCACCUCUCCCGCGACGAGCGCACCGCCAUCAUCCGAGUCGCACGGGACACCAUCCUCCACGAGGCCAGCGGCCAGAGGGUCCCGCUGAUCGCGGGCUGUGGCGCCCAGAGCACCAGGGAGACGACGCAGCUGUGUGAGGAUGCCGGCAGGGCCGGUGCCACUCACGCUCUGGUGUUGCCCCCGAGCUAUUACGGAGGUCUCCUCCCCGAUGCGCUGGUGGUGCAGCACUUCUACGACGUGGCGGACAAGAGUCCUAUCCCGUUGCUUGUCUACAACUUCCCCGGCGCCGCGGCCGGCCGCGACCUCAGCUCCGACACGGUCCUCGAGAUCGCCCAGCACCCCAACGUGGUGGGCGUCAAGCUCACGUGCGGCAACACGGGAAAGCUGGCACGCGUCGUGGCCGACUGCCCAGACGGCUUCUUCGUGGGCGGCGGUAGCGCCGACUUCAUCCUGCAGGGCCAUGCCGUGGGCGCCAAUGGAACCAUCUCGGGCUUGGCCAACCUGUGCCCCAAGGCAUGCGUGCGCAUCACGGAGCUGGCUGACGAGGGGCGGUGGCGCGAGGCCCGACAGUUGCAGGCGCUCGUGGCCAAGGCCGACUGGACCGCCAUCAAGACCGGCUUCGUCGGCGUCAAGGCGGCGCUGGGCCACUUUGCUGGCUACGGUGGCGAACCCCGGAGGCCUUGUGUUGGACCGGCGCAGAAGGAGCUGGACGUCAUCGUGCGCGGGUUCCAAGAGGCCAUGGAUCUCGAGAAGACGCUGUAA